Messenger RNA from Equus caballus (horse), 1498 nucleotides. It is a transcript of the gene INCA1, whose product is annotated as inhibitor of CDK, cyclin A1 interacting protein 1. Gene Ontology annotation, cellular component: cytoplasm. Gene Ontology annotation, molecular function: cyclin binding; cyclin-dependent protein serine/threonine kinase inhibitor activity. NCBI's taxonomy places the organism in Eukaryota, Metazoa, Chordata, Mammalia, Perissodactyla, Equidae. The record is from RefSeq and is a predicted model, not a curated record. Gene Ontology annotation, biological process: negative regulation of cell population proliferation; negative regulation of cyclin-dependent protein serine/threonine kinase activity.
CAGACUAAUCCGGUUAAAGGGGCAAUGCCAACGGGACUGUGGGGCCCACCGGGAGGGGACGAGAGAACCGAGUUGCGGAAGCAGAAGGGCGAGCAGGACGCCAGGACUCGGAGGAUUACGGCCGCCUGAGGAGCCGGGAAAGGUGGGGGCGGGCCCUGGAGGGGACCCAGGCCCCGGACCCGCGGACGUCGCCGCCGUCGGAGGCGCGCCCAGGGGGCGGGGCCUCCCCUAUGGCCCCGCCCAGGAGGCGGUUCCGCCCAGCUCCCGCCCCGAGGCGCGAGGCGCCGGCCGGCUCCUCCCUCAGCUCCAGUCAUCGCCUCUCCUCCUCCCCGGCCGGCGUAUGGUUCUAGAAUUCGCCGCGCAGCUGCCUCAGGACCCAUACGUCUUUUUUCCCAUCUCUAGAUGUGCUACUGGUCUCAUCUCUACAGGCGUUACAUGAGUGAAUGAUUCAUUUUCUGUUAUCCUCCCAGCACCAAUGAGGAGACUCACUCCACCUACCCAGCCCAGUCCAGUCAUUCAGGUACAAGAAGAUGGAGACAACCUCAUCCCUUUUGCCAAGUGUUCCAGGGUGGUCAGCCGAUCUCCACCCCCGAGCUUGCCUUCCCAGAGCCUCAGACUGACACCCCAGCGUUAUGGAGACAUCUUUUGGGAGAACCUUAGUCAAAGGCCCAGCCCCACCUGGAUGGAGGAACAUUACAUCCCACCCCUGCUGAGAGCCACGGGUUGCUCCCAGCCUGGCUUAUAUCCCCCUGAGGGGCUCCCACCCCCUGAGAUGCUUUGCAGAAGAAAGAGAAGGAGGCCUCAUUUGGUGGGAACGCAGCAGGGACCUGGGGGCAUCCCAGCCCGGGUAAGGGCUGUCACUUAUCACCUGGAGGAUCUACGGAGGAGACAGAGAAUCAUCAAUGAACUGAAGAAGGCCCAGUGGGGCAGCCCUGAGGCUACGUCUGAGCCCCUGGUGCCCGAUGAAGAGGGCUGUGAAUUCCCCAGCACCACCAAAUACCCUGCCCUGGAGGCAGAGAGGGCAACCUAUCCAUGGGAAGAGGACCACUUUCUCACUCCCGGCCGGGCCCAGCUGCUUUGGUCCCCCUGGAGUCCCCUGGGCCAGGAGGGGUCUUGUCUCUCCAGGCAGCUGAGCUCUCUGCCCUCCUACAGCACUGUCACAGCCAGUAGGAACCCCCUUUACAACCCCUGGGGGAUGGAGCUGCAGCCUGAGGAGUAAGGAGAAACUGUCGAUGCCCAAGAUGCUAGCGCUGCCUCACGGGCCCAAGACUAGUUCUCAUCACUGGAAUCUCCCCAUUUCUGGAAUCCAGGCAUUUCCCUUUCCUUAGCCUCUCCCAACCUCCUCUCCUGUCCUCUGAACUAGGCACUAAAAGCCCCCUUGGCUCCCAUCUCAACCCACCUCUCUCACAGGAUCUCCCCAAGGCCUGUUGACCCCCCGGCCCGCUCCCUGGCACUGUGUUCUUCUCUCUGUUCUGUUAUUAAAAAGCAAGCAAGUUGA